AUGGGAUCCAUUAUAGAGACUGUUGCCUCGGUCUGUCUCGUGUGGGCCGUCAUAGUGGUCGUUGUUCAAAGCAUUGGUAUUGCUGCAAUCUUUCGAUAUUUUUCUCGACCUUCACCACCUCCCGUCUCGUCCAAGUUGGGUCAGAAUGCUCCCACGGUCACGAUAAUUCGCCCAGUCAAGGGGCUCGAGCCAGGACUCUACGAAUGCAUCGCGUCGACGUUUCGGCAGGACUAUCCGGCCGAAAAAACAUCAAUUCGCUUAUGCGUAGAGGAUGAGACGGAUCCAGCGUAUCCGGUUCUCCAAAAGCUGGUCCAGGAUUUCCCCGCCUCCGAUGUUCAAAUUCUGGUCGAGUCUCAAGACCCAGUCUUGCAUGGUUCCAGAGGCCGUCCAGACAAUGUCGGCCCCAACCCCAAAGUUCGCAACAUCAGUCGAGCGUAUCGCGAAGCGAAGGGAGAGAUUGUUUGGAUAAUCGACUGCAACGUCUGGGUCGCAAGAGGUGUGCUCGGACGAAUGGUCGACAAGUUGAUGGGAUACGCAGCGCCUGGCUCAUUCGCCAAGCCCUACAAGUUCGUCCAUCAGAUGCCGCUGGUUGUCGACACAGUCGACUAUACUCUGCCGGAAACCGACGACAGUCUGGCCCUUCUGCCCUCUGCGUCGGAGGCACAAGCUGUUCCCGCCGUUCCCAAGACACCUUGCGGGGACAUCAUUACUAGGAUAUCUCGACACGGAGGAGGUCGCCUAGACGAGAUGUUUUUUGCCACAACGCACGUCAAGUUCUACGGCGCAAUCAACUCCGUUGGCAUCGCGCCUUGCAUUGUUGGCAAGAGCAACAUGUUCCGCAAGGUCCAUCUUGACCAGGUCACGAGAGCCUCGAGCAACCCCAUACUCCCCCAAGGCGAGAACAAACCGACCGGCGUCGACUACUUUUCCCACAAUAUAUGCGAGGACCACCUCAUCGGAGAUCUUCUCUGGCGGUCGCACAUUCCAGGUCACCUCAAUCACGGCAUCGUCUGGGGAGACCUGGUAAUCCAACCCAUGGCAGGCAUGUCCGUUGUAGCGUACGCAGCACGGCGAUGUCGGUGGUUGCGCGCCAGAAAGUUUACCGUUCUGGCAGCCACACUCGUGGAACCUGGCGUGGAAUCGUUUCUAUGCUGCGUGUACUUGGCGUUCGCCCUCACCACACUUCCCUGGUUCCACCACUACUUAUCGAUCCCGCAGACUUGGGGGAGCAUGUGCGCAAUCUGGCUGCUGGCCGUCGUGGCCUGGAUGUUUCUCGACUGGCGGACAUUUAAGCUGCUCCAUUCGGGCGUCAGCGUUCAGGUGGAUCGCGACAGUCCUCCAUUCGCCAGGGGAACCGCCAACAUGGCUGGAAUGUCUCGACGGAAGUUCUCGGAGUGGUUCUUGGCUUGGCUCGGACGAGAGGCACUGGCACUGCCUGUCUGGACCUGGGCUGUCCUGUGCGGAACGACGAUAAAUUGGCGAGGCAAGACAUUUCAGGUUAAUAUGGACACUUCGGUUGUGGAGCUUGAGGAUGGACAGGAACCGAGGAAGCCCUUGCGGACCCCCGAGUUGGAACGGGCGAGACAAUCGAGCAAAGACCGGUCGGACUAG
Messenger RNA from Ustilaginoidea virens, 1611 nucleotides. RefSeq lists its product as uncharacterized. The coding region runs from base 1 to 1611 and encodes 536 amino acids. NCBI's taxonomy places the organism in Eukaryota, Fungi, Ascomycota, Sordariomycetes, Hypocreales, Clavicipitaceae. The transcript has 2 exons. The record is from RefSeq and is a predicted model, not a curated record. Gene Ontology annotation, molecular function: ceramide glucosyltransferase activity. Gene Ontology annotation, biological process: glucosylceramide biosynthetic process. Gene Ontology annotation, cellular component: membrane.